AAAGACGAGACACUUUCCGACCCAAAGGCGACGUGAGUGGGAACGGAGAAUGAAAGUAAAAGCCGAUUUGAAUUUGGAGGGGGCCGCGAGAAGGGGAAUGUCUAACCAACCGCUCGCAUUACCAGUCUGCUUUCUCUCUCCUUAACAACAAACUAUGACUUCACCUCUUUCCUGACGACGAAACACACUCGCACGAGACUUGUACAUUCUUCAGCGAAUUACAAAAACAUUUAAAGGAAAUUGCCAUGGCUAGCUUCUAUAGGGCUCAUGGAGAAUUCUGUGCAAAUCAUCCAUGGGAGGUGAUUGUUGCCACGCUUACAUUAACAGCUUGUAUUUUAUCUAUUGAUACAGGAGGAAUAUAUUCUCUUACUCCUGCCUCACACUCAAUAUACACAUGCCCAGUGCCCCCCUGUCAGGAAUAUAGUGCAGUGGAUGUAAUUGUGAUGGCAUCAAUUCGUUGCAUGGCCGUUCUAUAUAGCUAUUAUCAAUUUAGAAAUCUACAUAAACUUGGAUCAAAAUACAUUUUAGGUAUAGCUGCUCUCUUCACUGUGUUUUCAAGUUUUGUGUUUAGUUCUGGGGUGAUCAAUUGUUUACAUGGAAACAUAUCCGAUCUUGAAGAUGCUCUUUUCUUUUUUCUACUUUUAAUUGAUUUGUCAAGGGCAACAAUAUUGGCCCAAUUUGCACUAAGCGCUUCAACUCAAGAUGAAGUUAAAAAAAAUAUUGCCAGAGGUUUUGAACUUCUAGGACCUACUUUGACGCUGGAUACAGUAGUCGAAACAUUGGCAAUUAGCGUGGGCACACUUUCUGGAAUAAGAAGACUUGAACUACUUUGCUCCUUUGCUUGCAUGUCAGUUGUAGUGAAUUACCUCGUAUUCAUGACAUUCUACCCAGCGUGUUUGAGCUUAAUACUUGAAUUGUCUAAAAGUAAAGAACCAGGAAAAAAACCAUCUUGGCAUUAUAAUUCAGAAGUGCAUGACAUAAAAGAUGGCGAACAAAAACCAAACCCUGUUUUACAACGUGUUAAAAUUAUCAUGUCUGCUGGACUUGUUGUAGUACAUCUUCACAGUCGUUGGACCAUUAAAGGAUUGGAGGGACAGGAACACAAUGUAUUACCUCUUGUAUCAAGCGAGCACACUGUUCCUUCAAAUUCAACUGACAAUGAAGAAAUUCGUGGAUAUUUAUACAGAUGGAUUACUGUCAGUGCUGAUCAUGUAGUUAUAUUGAUCCUUCUACUAGCGCUGACUGUCAAGUUUGUAUUUUUUGAAGACAAGGAAGAAAUCAUCGCAGGAGAUGUGAUCACAUCGAAAGGAAUAGGCAUAAAACCUUUCAUCGGAGAAGAAAUCAACACAAAAAACUUUCACACACAAAGAGAAUCUAAACUCAUCCAAACAGAAGAAAUGUUUGCAAUGGAACUGCAUGCAUUGGAAUCAACGGCGGUCAACACCGCAAUCACCAAUGUUCACGACUCAAAACUCAUAAGGCCAUUAGAAGAUUGUUUGUCAAUUUAUAAAAAAGAUGGUAUGGCAGAAAAUUUGAGUGAUCUUGAAGUUGAACUUCUUGUUGAGAAAGGACAUAUCCCAACAUAUUCACUAGAAAAAGCUGUGAACAAUCCUGAAAGGGGAGUCAAAAUCAGGCGCAAGAUUGUUGGUAGCGUUGGGGGCUUUCCAGAAGCAAUUUCAAGUUUACCAUAUAAAAAUUAUGAUUAUAGUAAGGUUUUAGGUGCUUGUUGUGAAAAUGUAGUUGGCUACAUGCCAAUUCCAGUAGGAAUGGCUGGACCGUUACUUCUCGAUGGACAACUAUUUCAUGUACCAAUGGCGACCACUGAAGGCUGUUUAGUAGCAAGUACCAAUAGAGGAUGUAGAGCGUUAAUGAAUUGUGGAGUUACAAGUCGUGUUGUAGCUGACGGAAUGACUCGAGGCCCAGUUGUACGUUUCAAAUCUAUCACAAGGGCCAGUGAAGUGAUGGAAUGGCUGCAAGUCCCUGAAAAUUUCAUAAAAAUAAAGGAAAGUUUUGAUUCGACCAGCAGAUUUGCAAGGCUAAGUAAACUGCACAUGAGAAUAGCUGGAAGAUAUUUGUUUAUUCGAUUUGUUGCGACGACAGGAGAUGCGAUGGGAAUGAACAUGGCAUCAAAAGGUACAGAAGUAGCAUUAAAUUAUAUUCAAACGCUAUUUGAAGAUAUGGAAAUUCUUAGUCUCAGUGGAAAUUUUUGUGCUGAUAAAAAACCUGCAGCAGUAAACUGGAUUGAAGGGAGAGGGAAAUCUGUUGUUUGCCAAGCGACUGUUCCAUCGAAUGUUGUUAAAAAGAUACUAAAAACUUCAGUCCAGGCGCUUGUCGAUGUAAAUAUAAGCAAAAAUUUAGUUGGCUCUGCAGUUGCAGGUAGCAUUGGAGGUUUCAACGCUCAUGCUGCAAAUAUUGUAACAGCAAUAUUUAUCGCUACUGGACAAGACCCAGCGCAAAAUGUCAGCAGUAGCAAUUGUAUGACAUUAAUGGAGCCUUGGGGAGAUGAAGGCCAAGAUUUGCAUGUGUCUUGCACUAUGCCUUCCAUCGAAAUUGGAACAGUAGGUGGUGGAACACAACUCCCUGCUCAGGCAGCGUGCCUCGAUUUCUUAGGGGUCCGAGGUGCACAUGAUACAUGUCCAGGUCAGAAUGCUAACAUGCUAGCGAGAAUUGUCUGUGCUUCUGUCCUAGCUGGAGAACUUUCUCUUUUGUCUGCUCUCGCCUCCGGCCAUUUGGUGAAAAGUCAUUUAAGACAUAACAGAUCGUCAGCUGCUGUAAAUGAUUUGACACAACAGAAUAAAGUACCUCCGUUCGUUGGAUCAAGUAAAUGAAUAAAUUAAUUAAAACCAAUUUCAAAAAGACUCUUUUAUGUACUAAAAGUUAAUACUUUUAUAUAAGUUAAUAAUUAUUUUGAGAUUUGUGUGAGUAGUUUGUUUUAUUUCUGAUGUAUGAAUUU
Messenger RNA from Cimex lectularius (bed bug), 2953 nucleotides. Its product is annotated as 3-hydroxy-3-methylglutaryl-coenzyme A reductase-like. The coding region runs from base 246 to 2828 and encodes 860 amino acids. The record is from RefSeq and is a predicted model, not a curated record. Gene Ontology annotation, biological process: isoprenoid biosynthetic process; coenzyme A metabolic process; sterol biosynthetic process. Gene Ontology annotation, cellular component: endoplasmic reticulum membrane; peroxisomal membrane. Lineage: Eukaryota; Metazoa; Arthropoda; Insecta; Hemiptera; Cimicidae. The transcript has 19 exons. Gene Ontology annotation, molecular function: NADP binding; protein binding; hydroxymethylglutaryl-CoA reductase (NADPH) activity.